AAAUACAUUUUUAGAUUAAGUUGACAAUUGUAUAGUGUUUGCUGAGGUUUUUAUUCUUAUUUUGGUUUAGUAUUUUCGAUAGAAAAUGGAUGUAAAUGCACAAAACCAAAAUCAAAGCUACUGGUUAUUAUUCAGAGAGGACCAGAGCAACGUUAUAUUUAGUAGCAACAACUUUACUAUCCAAAACCCUACACAGAUAACUGCACAAGAGGCAAGGUACAUAGUGAGCACAGGUGAUAACAACAGACAAUACAUACAAAUUAAUGAAGUGCCUACAGUACCAGGUCCACAAGAGUUGACCGAGCCCUGUGAAGAGCCUGAAACUAACAAACAAAAGGUGGAAGACAACUUCUGGGAUAGGAACAAGAUCAUGCUUCUGCUCACACUGUGUCUAGAGAACAAACUAAGUAGCACCAGCGGCACCAAGGAGCGUGCGCUGUGGGAGAACAUUGCUGCUACCAUCGGCACCACUGCCCAAGAGUGCUACAAGAAGUAUAGGAACCUAAGGAGAACUUACAUAAGGCUACUGAAAGAGAAAAAAAUGGGCAGGCACAUUAAAUGGGUCCAUUUCAACCUCUGCGACGAGAUUUACAAGGAAUACAAAAGCCCUACAUUAUUAGAACCCUGGGAGGACUUAAAGAUAAGGAGGCUGCUGAGUCUAUACAUAGAGAAUCUACACAGGUUUCGGAACCCAGACAUCCUUCAGAAAGACAUCUGGAAAGAAAUAGCCCUCCAAAUAGGUUCCACAGAGUAUAGCUGCUAUCAUAAAUUUAAAAACUUAAAAAGGACCUACUUGACUUGGCUAGAACGGAGCAGAGAAAAAAUCGGAAAAUUUGUCAAGAAGUGGCCUUACCAGCACUUCUUCGAAAGAAUCUUUUACAAUUACAAUCCUAUUCUCAAGCCCUGGGAUAGAUUUAAAACAAAACAGCUAUUGGAUGCCUAUGCUCAAUAUAGUCACAAGUUUCAAAAUCCAAAAUUUCAAAAAAAGGAACUGUGGAAAGAGAUAUCCACAAUGGUUGGGGAGAGUCCAAUAGAUUGUGACAGGAAAUUUAGAAACUUAAAGCAGACAUAUGUAAAAUUGAAAAGCAAAAUGGAAACCAAUAGACACACAACAAAAUGGCGCUAUUUCAAAGAUUUUGAGGCAUUAUUCAGUAGCUUCAACUCCGAACCCCACAGGUCCACAGACACAGACCAAGAUGACUAUAUCUCACAGCUCCUCCAGUUCUACAUAGACCAUAAAGUUAAAUUUAGAGAUCCACUUACGAAGAAAAAGAAUCUUUGGAAGUUAAUUAGUCCCAAGUUAGGUAUGUCUCCUGAGGAGUGUGACAGAAAGUUCCGUAACAUGAAGCAAACCUAUAUCCGUCUAGCUGAGCGGAAGGAGCCAGGGCAGCAAAUCAAAUGGCCUUACUUUUCAUACUUUGAGCAGAUAUAUGGAAAUCCUAGCAUCCCUCGGUUUGAGAGUAGAGCAGAGGAUGCCAUGGAGAUCUCGAGGGCAGCCAAAGAUGUUCAAGAAAGGAAGGAGAAUGACAGAAAGUUUGAAAGACUACUCGCACUAGUAGAGGAGUCAAAUUGUAUACAGAGGGAGAGAAACAGAAUUCUUCAAGCUCUUAUCAGUCAAAAAUGAAAUUUCUUUUAGCUUUUAA
Molecule: messenger RNA, 1643 nt
Organism: Cydia amplana
Lineage: Eukaryota; Metazoa; Arthropoda; Insecta; Lepidoptera; Tortricidae
Exons: 2
Coding region: 86-1624 (512 amino acids)
Source: RefSeq, a predicted model, not a curated record